UCUUCUGCUAGGCAAUAAGUGCUGAUGAUCUAAUGGAAUUUGUGAAGGGAAUAAGUGUUUUUUGGGAAAGCGGAUGAGACAAGGAGUAAGCUCUUUAGGUGGAUAAGUGGAGGAUUGGGUUAGGGUACUUCCAGUGGGAUUUUAGAGGGUGGGUAUUGGGGAUAUAGGGGUAUUUUAUGAGGAGUUUGGGGCAUUGGCAGAACUUGAGAAAGGUGAAGAAGGAUUUUAGGGAUGGGUCGGUUGAGUGGGUGGGGGUUAUGAAUUCAAUAUCUCCUGGAAUUUGGAUUAGACAGGGGUUAUCGUUAUAUUAUGGGUUUGUUUUAUAUAUUAUUUUUAUGAGAGAAGGGGAAAGUCCGCUACUUACAUUCAAAUGAGAUUUAUCACUAAAAAAUUGCCACCAGUCAAUACAUUUUAGCAAUCUUCUUCAAUUGAAUGAAGUAGCUUCUCCCCUGUUUCUGCUAAUAACUUCUCCUUUUUUGCUUAAUGUAUUCUUCCAUUUAUGUUAAAAA
Molecule: messenger RNA, 509 nt
Organism: Moneuplotes crassus
Lineage: Eukaryota; Ciliophora; Spirotrichea; Euplotida; Euplotidae
Source: the annotation of a GenBank genome assembly